Molecule: messenger RNA, 2388 nt
Organism: Panicum virgatum (switchgrass)
Lineage: Eukaryota; Viridiplantae; Streptophyta; Magnoliopsida; Poales; Poaceae
Product: wall-associated receptor kinase-like 22
Exons: 2
Coding region: 612-1979 (455 amino acids)
Biological process (GO): cell surface receptor signaling pathway; protein phosphorylation
Cellular component (GO): plasma membrane
Molecular function (GO): protein serine/threonine kinase activity; ATP binding; calcium ion binding
Source: RefSeq, a predicted model, not a curated record
AUUAAUAUGUUUUACCACACAUAUAUCUUACUAUAUUACCAAAGUUCCAAAUGCAUCUUCAUGAUUAUAUUAGUAUUAGUCAAAAUAAACAAAAUAAUUCUAGGCUUUGCACUAUAUUAGACUACCACCUGGCCUGCAGUGAUCAUGAUAAUAGGGUGGCCAAACUUGGGCCAGCAAUGAGGAUCACAGAGUUGGAGGCUAAGAGCAAGGGUAAGAGCCGCGGCACAAGCUUCUUCAUCCUCCGUGGAGUCUGGAGACUGUUCAUUACCUACUGCCUACUAUUACUACUGGCAAAUGGUGGUAGCUAAAAUCGAGGAGAUAGGAAGUCUGACUGGAUUAUGGUUGUGUGCUUGCCAUGCGGCUAUUAUCAUUGACAAAAGAAAAAUAUAUGCAAAAGGAGGCACCACUGCACUAGCACCAGAGAAACACUCUUGAUUACUGAAGCAAUUAGCAUGUGAUGAGAAAAUUUUAAAUUUAUAAAUAAUAAUUAGAUAAAAAAUGCAAGAUAUAUUUCGAAUACCAAUACUAGUCGCACAAAUGCGCAUGUCACUUCCCUAGUUUUUCUAAAUUUUCCGGCUGCUCUUUGAUCUAUUACACGGGUUGCUUCUCCAAUGUGUAACUUGUUCAUAUAUUGGCUACGCUGUAUCUUUCCAGACAUUGACGAGUGUGCACAUCCCGAUCAACACUCAUGCUACGGACUUUGCAUAAAUAUGCCUGGAACUUUCCACUGCCGAUGCAAGGAUGGAACCUAUGGUGAUCCCCUCACAAAAGGGGGCUGCAGCUCUCACACAGGUUGGAAAAUCGGGCUAGGAGUUGGCGGUGGCACAACUUUUUUGCUCUUGGCACUUGGUGCACCCUUCAUAACGCGUAAAAUCAAGUUGCAUAAGGCUAAAAGGGAGAAAGAAAGAUGUUUCAAGCAAAAUCAUGGGUUGCUAUUCCAACAAUUGGUGUCACGGAAUUCAGAUAUUGGUGGAAGGAUGAUCAUCACCUUGCGGGAUCUAGAGAAGGCAACAAACAAAUUCGAUCCUUCUCAUGAAAUUGGUGGUGGAGGGCACGGUGUUGUGUAUAAAGGGCUUCUAGACCUACAAGUUGUCGCCAUCAAGAAAUCAAAGAUUAUAGUACAAAGAGAGAUUGAUGACUUCAUUAAUGAGGUUGCAAUUCUUUCCCAAAUCAACCAUAGGAAUAUUGUCAAUCUCCUUGGGUGUUGUCUUGAGACUGAAGUUCCAUUAUUGGUUUAUGAGUUUAGAUCAAAUGGAACUCUUGAUCAUCAUCUUCAUGUUGAAGGAACCAUAUCACUCUCAUGGGAUGACCGACUGAGGAUUGCUCUCGAAAUUUCCAAAGCUCUAGCCUAUCUACAUUCAGCUGCUUCAACACCAAUACUUCAUAGAGACAUCAAGUCAUCUAACAUACUUCUUGAUGACAAUUUAAUAGCAAAGGUAUCUGACUUUGGAGCUUCAAAGUACAUCCAGAUUGAUCAGACUGGAGUGACUACAGCCGUCCAAGGAACAAUUGGCUACUUAGAUCCCAUGUAUUAUUAUACAUCCCGACUAACAGACAAGAGCGAUGUUUUUAGUUUUGGUGUUCUUCUUAUAGAACUGCUUACUAAAAAGAAACCAUUCGUCUACCGUUCUGACGAUGGUGAAGGUCUUGUUACACAUUUUGCAUCACUACUCACUCAAGGUAUCUUGGUUGACAUAAUAGAUCCUCAAAUCAUAGAAGAGGAGGAUGAAGCAGUCGAUGAAGUUGCCGCUCUAGCAGCGAAGUGUACAAAACUGAAUGGAGAAGAUCGGCCCACAAUGAGGGAAGUUGAGAUGACAUUAGAAAACUUGAGAGGCACAAAGAAGCAGGUUCCUAAUACGACUUCAAGGAGGAAAUAUGAGAAGGAUCAUUACAUGUCAUCUGGUGAACUCACUCUAGACACAAGCAGACAGUACACCAUGGAAGAGGAAAUAUUAUUGUCGGCAAGGUAUCCUCGAUGAUAUACUACGUUGUGGGCUUAAGAAAAUGUUGCCUUCUGUAUCGAUUUAAUUCCCAAAUGCAUUGUUGCACUUGUUCUCUUUUGACUGCCUUGGAAGUGUUUUAUUACUCUUACACAUCCAUACCAUCUCGUGCAUUGGAGCAUUGCUAGCUGUUGCAGCAUCAGACAUUCAGAACCAGACCAGAGGAUUGCUUUGCAGGUUCAGACUUCAGAUUGGCCAUGCAUUGCAGUAUCAGGCUUCAGACUGACUGCGGCUGAGAUAUGAGAGAUCGAGGACAGAAAUCUCUGCAAGCUACGCGUGCAAUGUCUGCACGAGGCCGCCAUCUUUCCAGCGAGGAAGCUCAACAUCAGCAACAUAAAUUUCCUCAAAGUUGUAAUCCUCUAGAUGGUGACCUCGUCGCGUUGUAAUC